Messenger RNA from Anopheles coluzzii, 4066 nucleotides. RefSeq lists its product as uncharacterized. The transcript is spliced from 5 exons. The record is from RefSeq and is a predicted model, not a curated record. Lineage: Eukaryota; Metazoa; Arthropoda; Insecta; Diptera; Culicidae. The coding region runs from base 1 to 1302 and encodes 433 amino acids.
AUGGAGUAUUUGGACGAAAACAAUAAUGGUGACGAACGUGCUAGCGAUGAAGGAUCCAUCCACACCGAAGAUAAUGAUGGCGAAGUGUAUUUAGAGGAAGAGUAUUUGGAGGGAGAGUUUUUGGAGGCAGAGUUUUUGGAGGAGGCGAGCCUGGAAACUGAUCCAGAAAGCGUGAAACUACGAGACUCUUUGCAACAUGAUUUAUUCGCAAUAAAGUUGCACGUAGCGGGAGAUGUUAGGACAUUACUGAAAGCUCCGGUGAACUUCAGCGAGCAGAUUACUAAGGUUCCAGGUGGAGGUGAAAUGUGGCAGGAUACUUACAUGCGAGAUGCUAUUAUACCAAAAGAUAAACUGAUUAUAACGCUAAGAUUUCUGGCUUCUGGUGAUAGCUACAAAAGCUUGGAAUACGCCUAUCGACUUCCGUCAACACAGCAAGAAUGGCUUACGGUGUCGGAUGCAUUCAAUGCCAAAUGGAAAUUUCCCCAUGCUAUUGGUGCCAUCGAUGGAAAGCAUGUUGCCAUAAAAGCUCCUGCCAAAAGUGGAACAGAAUAUUACAACUACAAACAGUUUUUCAGCAUUGUGUUGUUGGCAGUUGCAGAUGCUGACUGCAAUUUUAUGUUUGUUGACAUUGGGUGCAAGGGUCGCAUAUCAGACAGUGGAAUUUUAAGGACCUCUCGUCUUUAUGGUAUGCUUGGAAGAAAGGAAUUAAAUAUCCCAGAGGCGGAACCGUUACAUCAAAAUUCAUCCAUCAGAGUCCCGUAUAUGCUCUUGGGAGACAAAGCAUUUGCGUUAACGGACUACUGUAUGCGACCUUUCGGUGGUGUUACAGAGAGUGGUUCAAUUGAACGUCUUUUUAACGAACGUCAUUCUCUGGCACGAAGGGUUGUUGAAAUGGCAUUUGGGAUACUCACAUAUUUCCGUUGCCAUUAUAGAAAUAUAAACAUGGAUCAUACUUCGAUUGUUCCAAACCCAGUUGUUUCAGUGCUGCAUCUAGCUUCGUAUUCCAGACACGACUUGAUUGUUUUAGUCCGUACAACGCUUUGUUCAAUCGACAUACCAUGUUUUGCUUGCCAGGCUGCUCAAAACACGGUGGUUGCUCCAUGUAUAUCUCCUCUUCCAAAUCUCCUUGUAGAAAAGCAGUUAUCGCAUCCAUCUGAUCCACCAAGAGAUUAUUUCUGGCCGCUAGUGCAAAUAAAUAUCUCAGGGAACUAUGACGAACUACGGGUGAAUAUGUUUCGUUAUAAUCUACCCCCUUUCGCUGAGAAUAUCCCUUUAUCACCAAGCGCGCCUUGUAGCGGUUGACUUUUCCAGCCGCAUCGUGUUUUGUUUUAAACACCCAUUUACAUUUGAUUGCUUUCCUACCUUCUGGAAGAGUUGUCAAUCUCCAUGUGCUGUUGUCAAUCAACGCUUGAUAUUCUUCUUGCAUCGCUACUUUCCAACGUUCUGAAUCGCUACGCGACAUUGCAUCCUGGUGUGUGAUUGGAUCCUCGCUUGAAUUGUUGCUCAUGAUCUUUGAACUGGUAACAUUGCUGAAAAGACCAGAGCCAUGUGGGAUUAUAGAAUCAUUAUACCUCUCUGGGACUUUACGCGUCCGACUGCUUCGCCUCAGGAUUUGCGAUUGAGUUGGUAUAACGAGAGGUUCGCUGUUCACAGCUGCAUCAUUAUCGACCACUGUUUCGUCAAAUUCGUUAGUAGUUCCAUCGGUAUCUUCAGAAGUUUCAUUGUUCGCGUCCGUGAAGUAUUCGCUGUCGCUGUCCUCGUCCUCAUUUUCACUCAAAACUGCCUCCAUUUGUGAUGUAGCGUUCGGUGAAAGAGAAACUGUCUCUUCAUGUUCAAGGAGAAUCAUAUGCCUUCUGCUUGAUUUUUCUUGGAUAGGAACAGCAACACCUUCAUUAAUGAAAUUUACUUCACGACUGACUGUUACUUUCUUCGAUCUGAUGUUGUACAAUCUAUACCCUUUGGUAAACUCAUCGAAACCGGUCAGAAUGCACUCUUCUGAUUUAGCGUCCCACUUCUUGCGAUAUUGCUUCGGAAUAAAUUUCAUCGCUCUAGUACCAAAGAUCCGAAUAUGGGACAAAUUAGGUUUCUUACCAGACCACGCUUCCUGCGGAGUAGCAUUAUGGCCUUUGGUUGGAGAACGAUUCAGAAGGUACACAGCAGCAGCCACAGCUUCCGCCCAAAAACUUUUCGAAAGUUUCGCCAUGUGUAACAUGCACCUUGCACGCUCCACAAUCGACCUAUUCGCUCGUUCCGCCAUGCCAUUUUGUUCCGGAGUAUAUGCGUUGGAUGUUUGAUGAACAAUGCCGUGCUUCUUUAAGUAGUUUGUGAACCCUGUGUUGACAUAUUCUUUUCCAUUGUCUGUUCUGAGUACCUUCAAUUUUCGUCCAGAUUGCCGUUCUACCAUCUUGUGAAAAUCCUGGAAAAUUUUGUUUACCUCAGCUUCCGACUUGGAUUUCAAGAAAUAUGUCCACAUCCGGCGUGAUUUGUCAUCCACAAAUACAAUAUAAUAUCGGCUUCCUCCUAGAGAUUUGACUUCCAUCGGCCCGCAAAUGUCAGAAUGAACCAAAUCGAGUAUUUCAGCCGCCCGCGAUCCUAUCUUGCUAAAAGGAUGACGGCUAUGUUUGCCCAUUGGACAUUCUUUGCAAUCGGCCAUGGUAUCUCCAACAAUAUUCACGCCAGUCACUAUUCCAUUCGCAAGGCUUCGGACACCGUUGAUGUUAAGAUGGCCCAUCCUUUGAUGCCAUAGUUCCAAGCUCCCUGUUGAAGAAACUGUCAACGCGGUUUUCUCACCUUCUUUACGUUCGUCAAGCUUGAACAGAUCGUUGUCAUGGCUACCAGUAGCAAUGAUAUCGCCGUUUCGGUUAACCACUUCGCAUCCUUCAUUGGUGAACGUAACGGAGUAGCCUUUUUUCACAAUUUGAUUUACCGAUAAAAGGUUCACGGAUAGAUUCGGGAUUAGCUGCACGUCAUCAACGGGAAUUUCACCUUUUUGGCACGAAGGCUUCAAAACACAGGAUCCCUUCGCGGUGAUUUGCAUGUUCUCCCCGUUGGCUGCUACCACAGUUCCACUAGAUGUUUUCGCAUACAUCAAAAAAUCGCUAUUGUUCGUCAUGUGGACACUUGCUCCGGAAUCGAAAUACCAUUUUCCGUAUUCCGACGAUCCACACGUAGAAAGCACUACACAGAACGAAUCGUUUCCCUUCGUGCUGUAGCAAUCCUUCGCUAUAUGACCAAAUUUCGAACAUUUUCGACAUUUCGGUCCCUUAGCUGUAUUCGAUUUUUUAGUUUGCUUACCAGCAUUAACGUGCUUCGUCCUUGCCGCAAACGCAGGUUCAACUGAUGUGGGAGGAACCUCUUGUAAAAGUUUCGUUUUAAUGAUGUCCCCAGUGAUGACAAUACCGGAGUUUUCAAGGGCCAUGAUCAUUGGGCGAUACUGUUCUGUUAAUCCAGCCAGUAAUAGAUUUCCGACCCACUCCUCUGAAAUCGGGAAACCAAUUCCAUUCAGUUGAUGCGCCGUUGAUACAAUACGAUUAACAUAAUCCGACAUAGAAUCGCAUGAUUCUAGAUCUGUCUUGAUUAAUUUAUGCAACAAUCCGACUCGUCUUGUGAGGCCAGAGUCUUCGAAAGCCUUUUCUAGUUUGGACCAAACUUCUUUUGCUGUUGUCGCUUCCUUCACAUGAACGUAGUUCACUGGUUCAAGAAGUAAGAUGAUUUUCGCUCGUGCCUUUCGAUCCUUUGCUGUAUCGACGGAUUCGUAGCUUCCAUCGUCGUUUUUCUUCGGCUUUACUGCACACCAGAGAUCUUCAAGUUCCAGGAACGUUUGCACGGCAAACUUCCAUGUUUCCCAAUUUUCUCUCCCGAUGAGUCGUUCUAUGCCAGGAAGACUUGAUGUUGAAAUGCUACUACCUGCAGCGCUUGAGGAUCCAGUGGAGUUCGGGUUCAUCUUGAAACUUCUUCGGAAUAACGGCGAAAAGAUUCUGCUUCAAUCACUGUACGCUUCUGGGUUCUGGGCCCAUAACCUAUUGGAAGUAGUGAAGUCAACCAGCUUGGUGUACGGUUAGAAACA